CGCAUAUAUCUCGUCUCAUCACGCGUAGAUAGUCUUCUCACUCCAACCUUUAGGCUUUGCGAACGAACAUCGCAGUGUCUGAUCAUCUGGUAUGGUUGGCCGACGCGAAGCAUGUCUUACUACGACGUCGACGCCAUCUUGACUGACUCGCAAAAACUGCCCUGCACCUUUGAAUUGGACGUGCCUGGCCUCGGGUACUUGGAUGGCAAUGCCGGCGGAACAAUCAAAGCGGGCACCAAGAUCGAUCUGCCCAUGUGGCUAGGCGUCAUGCUCGCGGUGUCGACGGGAAACACGCCUGGUUCUCCAAGGCUCGUCACGCUGGAUUUCCCGGCACCGCUGCAGCAGCGCGUCAUCAACGCGCUUAAGGCAGACCCCAAGACAGUCGAUCUGCGCACGCAGGCACCGCACUUCUACGCCCUCGGAGCUCGAAUCAUGGAGUUAUUCGAUGAUCGCGCGGUGUUGGAUACCUUGUUAGAUACAUUCAAAGAACGAGCAGCAGAAAUCGCCGAUCAAGCGCAUAACCCUCGCGGCGCAUUGGGCGAGGGAGCAGAGUUCCUGCGAGGACUGGAGGAGAGUGAACGACAGUUAUUCAAGGCAGCACACGAGGGUCCCAAAGCCGUGAGAGCUUGGACGCAGGAUUUGAAGAAGAACACUUGACAUUGUGGACCUCAAACAACGAAGAGACGCACGCUUGUACGCGACAUUACAGAUUUUGCAGAGUCGACAGACAGUUGUAACGAGAAAAACGAUAGCUCACAUCCCCAACAGCCAUUCUUAGCCAACACCGCCCGCGGCCUCCUUGACCUUGGC
This is a messenger RNA of Cladophialophora immunda, 810 nucleotides long. RefSeq lists its product as uncharacterized. The transcript has 4 exons. The coding region runs from base 112 to 657 and encodes 181 amino acids. NCBI's taxonomy places the organism in Eukaryota, Fungi, Ascomycota, Eurotiomycetes, Chaetothyriales, Herpotrichiellaceae. Gene Ontology annotation, biological process: mitotic DNA replication initiation. The record is from RefSeq and is a predicted model, not a curated record. Gene Ontology annotation, cellular component: GINS complex.